AUGGAUCCGCCACCAAAGCAGAUGGGAUCCUCUCCUAUCAGGCUUACCAGAACAGCUGGGGUCUUAUUUCCUUUGAUAUUUCUCAUAACAUGUCCGUUUUCUACAGUGUUGAAGAAGUACAGCUCCACAGUGUCCCAGAAUGCAGUUUUGAGCUUUCUCAACUACAUUUUUGUGCAACAGUUGGGCUACUUGUUCUUUACUAUAGCAUUCUUGAGUUAUGUGGUUUUCUACAUUGACAAUAAACCCAUGAGAGCUGGGAACAUUGGGGUUCUUUUAUUUAAAUACGCCGUCAUCACAAUCAUUGGCAUGCUCUUCCAUGGCGGGUUCUUCAAAUUUCUGUUGGUUGAGCUUGUCAACAAAUUUUCUGGUGGGCAUUGCAGUGAUCACAGCAUAACAAUGGCAAAGUGCCGCCAAUCACCGGAGUAUGAAUGGGUCGACGGGGUCGAUAUUUCAAGUCAUUACUACUUCUUGCUGAGCCUGGUGCUUAUGCUUCUAAACAAUCAGUUAUGCGCAGCCAGAGCCACAGACACCGUGUCUCAGACUGCGCCUCCGCCAAAGACGAUUCGUUUUUCCCAAUUAGCUGUCCUCUACCUUUCGUUUAUUUUGAUGUCGAUCUGGGUUUUCGAAUUCAUAAUCACCAGCUUGUUCUUCCACACCCCUACUGAAAGACUAUUUGGUCUUAUAGGAGUACCAGCAGCUUUGUUGACUAUCUCGUUGAGUCGAAAGCUACUCCCUGGUGAAGACGACGGCGACACCUAG
Messenger RNA from Candidozyma duobushaemuli, 759 nucleotides. RefSeq lists its product as uncharacterized. The transcript has a single exon. Gene Ontology annotation, biological process: lipid storage; lipid droplet organization; phospholipid biosynthetic process. The record is from RefSeq and is a predicted model, not a curated record. Lineage: Eukaryota; Fungi; Ascomycota; Pichiomycetes; Serinales; Metschnikowiaceae. Gene Ontology annotation, cellular component: endoplasmic reticulum membrane. Bases 1 to 759 code for a protein of 252 amino acids.